Camellia sinensis is the source of this 630-nucleotide messenger RNA. RefSeq lists its product as uncharacterized. Gene Ontology annotation, molecular function: RNA-DNA hybrid ribonuclease activity; nucleic acid binding. The record is from RefSeq and is a predicted model, not a curated record. Lineage: Eukaryota; Viridiplantae; Streptophyta; Magnoliopsida; Ericales; Theaceae.
AUGGAUAGCAUUGAGAAGCCAGUCUAUUACAUCAGUUGCAAAGUCAAUGGUGCCAAGUCGCAAUAUACCCCAAUUGAGAGGCAAUGUUUAGCCUUAAUCUUCACAGCUCAGAAGUUGCGCCACUAUUUUUUUACACACCCGAUCCAGGUUGUGACCCGGAGUGAUCCAUUCUGUUACUUGUUGAGCAAGCCCUCUCUGACAGAAAAAAUGGCAAGAUGGCUUUUGGCUUUAGCAGAAUAUGACAUAAGUUGUGUUAUUCCCAAGGCUAUUAAGAGCCAAGCACUUGCAGACUUAUUGGCCCAAUUUCCAUCUGGUGAACAUGAACCUGCAGAGGUACCUCUACCAGGUGAGGUCCAUGUCUCAGCAGCUGUAGUUGAGACUUAUUGGGACUUAAAAUUUGAUGGAGCUUCCGGAGCUGGGAAGGGUGGAGAUGGCAUAACACUAACCAGUCAAGAAGGAGAGAAGUUUCAUCUAUCAUAUAAGCUUGACUUUGAAUGUUCAAACAACGAGGCUGAAUAUGAGUCGUUAAUACUGGGUCUAAUUGCUGCCCAAAAGAAGGGCCUCCGCAAGUUAAAAAUUUGGGGCGACUCCAAGCUAGUUGUCAAGCAAACAAUAGGUGAUUUCGCCUGA